AUGCAAAGCCUUUAUCGCAGCACUCCCCAACAAACAUCACCCUCUCCUCUGGCCGCCUCUUCUGUCCAGGAGGAACAAGGAUUUAAUGGGCGUCAGCUCAGGAGCUCGGCCUGGGAGUGCCUACAUCAUUUGGUAUGCAUAAGAAAUUCAAUUACACCACUCGGCCUGGGAGUGCCUACAUCAUUUGGUAUGCAUAAGAAAUUCAAUUACACCACUCGCAAGACAACAAGUCGCCUUCUUGUUCGUAUGAUUCUGAACAAUGCAGUUACCCUUCAAGAUAUUGAAUUUGUGUCGGAAACUCCCCGCCGGUUGAAGAUACGCGUUGCUUGGCCAGACUGGUUUCAAAUGGCCGAACAAAUGGCCCAAUUUACACUGGACGAUACUGGAGAUAUGAUUUUCCCUCCCGAGCACCCGCUUACAAUGGAUACAUCGGAACGCAAUCAACAACUUGUAAAGGAGGAUGGGCGCAUCUGGAAUGAUGGGUACUUGUGCUUUGAUCAAGAUAUGAAAGAUGAAGACCCGAUUAUUGAGCUCCUAGAUGUCACCAAUACUGCCCUUGGGAAGACAAUCCAAGUCCUACAGAUUUAUGCAGAUGUUGCACCAGUGGAAAAAGGUACCAACAACAAAGUAAAAACUGCCCGCUCUGUCAAUAUUGGUGGCCCGGUUGGCGUGAAAAACAAGAACGCUCGCAGCGCUUCCGAAGCUGGAUUAAGUGGCAAGGGCGGAGAAACCCUCAUGGCAAGUUGA
Messenger RNA from Seminavis robusta, 747 nucleotides. NCBI's taxonomy places the organism in Eukaryota, Bacillariophyta, Bacillariophyceae, Naviculales, Naviculaceae. The record is from the annotation of a GenBank genome assembly.